Molecule: messenger RNA, 807 nt
Organism: Paramecium tetraurelia
Lineage: Eukaryota; Ciliophora; Oligohymenophorea; Peniculida; Parameciidae
Exons: 4
Source: RefSeq, a predicted model, not a curated record
AUGAGCAAAGCAUCACAUAGUCCCAAUGACUUGAUUGAGUUUGAAAAUCACAAUAGAAAUUCUUCAUUUGGAAAGAAGUUAUUGUCAACUGUUCCAAAUGUUCCUGCCUUUGGUUUCGGAACUUCGACAAGAUAUUAGGCAUCACAAGUAUACAAAGAAAACAAAUUAAUGGAAAAAGGCAAACAUAGUCCAGGCCCAAUCUAUAAUCCAAUCAAAAACUUCUCUUAAUAAGCUGCCAGAGCUCCAAGUGCAAGAUUGGGCACAUCAACGAGAUAGAGCCUCAACACAAACCAUUAUGAUCAUUACAAAAGAAAAGACAUCGAUUUUGAACCUUAAAAAGCAGAUCAUCUUAGAAAAUGGUCUGCAGGAACAGUCAGAUUUGGAUAGGAACAACGAUUCUUAUAGAAAGAACUUACGAAGACUCCAGGUCCCAAUUAUGAUUUAACAGAAAGAGCUCAAGGCCCAAAAUAUACUAUGGGUAAUAGAAGAACUCAUUCUGUUUCAUUUUCAACUCCUACUACACUUGGACCUGGAAGUUACAAACCAAAAAAGGAUUUCUCAACAGAAUUGCAAGAACCACCAAAAUACUCAUUUACUAAAGCUCCAAAAAUACCACAAUAAAAGAAUAUUGAUAAAAAUUAGACUUAUUAUGUGCAAGAAAGUGUUGGAGCUCAAGUGGUAUCUAAUAAACCAAAUAAACCAGCCUUCAGUUUUGGUAAAGGAAUGAGAGAAGCUAAAUUAGCUAUGUACAAAAAUGAUUUUGUAAAGAUUGGGGUUAAUGUAAGGAUUCCACAUCCAAAAUUUUGA